AUGUACGCUUUACCGGACGAAAUUAGCGUAACACCGGAGGCUGGUUCCCUUGCGUCAGAUAUGGUCUCGCUUGGCGCUGACUACAGCGACAUGACCUCGAUGCCCUGGCCUGAUCGUUCUGCCCUAAGCCUGAAUUACGUCCUCCCUGCUCCUCCUCCGCGUGAUGACGAGUCUCCUCCUGUCUUCGGACCUAGGGUUCCAGGUGGGCUUGCGGAUAUCACCAACGGGCAGGGGGCUAGAGUGGAUUCCGUAUCCGCCGAGGAUGGUUCUGACGAGGCGGGUUUGGUGAGGAAGAGGGGUUUGGAACAGUCGACUGCCAGUGAAGGUCGGGGGAAGCGAGCUCGCAGAGGGAAUCGCGAGGCGAAGUCGUGGGUGGCAGAUAUGGCCUCGUCGUGGAAGAGCAGAUCUGGAUCUUCAGCGUGGGUUCGGUGUGUGGACUCCUGGGAGGAGUUUGAGAGGGACAAGGUGGUGGAGAGUCGUCUUCCGAAUUCGAAAUCACGUCCGGCAGAGGUUAGCCGCUGGGUGACUUCGGGCAGGAAGAUGGGGGUUGCCCCUCCGAUUGACGACAUCGACGACUUCGGGAAGCGAUGGGUGGCCUGGUGGUCGAGUAUGCAGCCCAAGUGGCGUAAAAUUGGGGUAGAUGGCCUACCUGUACCGAUAGGCUCUUCUGGACCUGUCCAAUCCCUCUCGACUGUGCGAAAACCCGGCCCUACGGGCAUUGCCUUCGUGUUGGAAACUUUGCUUUGGUGGAAAGACGGCAGUGACACGCGACUAUGGGAGAUGGCGGUGGAUGAUAUGCGCUCGUGCCUCGUGCCCAACGAAACUGAUCGUUGA
This is a messenger RNA of Coprinopsis cinerea okayama7#130, 834 nucleotides long. RefSeq lists its product as hypothetical. The record is from RefSeq and is a predicted model, not a curated record. Lineage: Eukaryota; Fungi; Basidiomycota; Agaricomycetes; Agaricales; Psathyrellaceae. The transcript has 2 exons. The coding region runs from base 1 to 834 and encodes 277 amino acids.